Molecule: messenger RNA, 638 nt
Organism: Fusarium odoratissimum NRRL 54006
Lineage: Eukaryota; Fungi; Ascomycota; Sordariomycetes; Hypocreales; Nectriaceae
Exons: 1
Coding region: 1-372 (123 amino acids)
Source: RefSeq, a predicted model, not a curated record
AUGCUUUCUAUACAAGACUACACUCACUUCAAGUCAUUAUAUGAGCUUGUGUACAGGAAGGAAUCGGAUGAUAUCCCUCAACUAUUCGACGAGAGGAGCAUACAAGAGUCUGGCAAAGCCAUCUUUGCUAAGUUGUGCCAAGAGAGUCCUGAUGAGGAAGAGGACGAGGAGCAUGAUAGGAGUGGCAAUAGCCAGCUGAGCAAAUCAGCUGAUUUCGCCAUGGCAAGAAAGCUCACACUGAUGUCAGAAAUGAACCACAACUUUGUUGCGGAUAGGAGAUUAUGGCUCUGGAUCCCGUCAAAGCCAUGGCUUUCCAGAGAGCGUGAUGCUCAAUCCUCUAUUAUCAGAUCAGCUGAACUGAGUUAUAUCUAGGCAGAAGUGAUAUGAUUUACGAAGAAAGGUCUUCAUGACUUACAACUUGAUAUGUGAGUAGAUGGCAUUGGCAUGAGAAAAGACCAAACCGUAACCUAUCGAGAUAUUCAUGUCAAUAUAGUUAUGAGCGGAUUGAAAAGCUGUAAGAACAAGGAGCCAUGCAACGCAGAUGGCUAGAAAGCAUGGUAUUUCCUACACUAUAUACGAUAAUCUCACGAUAACUGAUAGGCUUUAAGGACUUAAUAUAAUUCUUCUGAUCUCUCUGG